GGCCCCUUCCGAAGUCCAAGACCCUCCUUCCCUUCCCGCCCAGGGGCCCAGGCGUCCGGGCCGGCCCCUUCCCGCCGCGGGGCCCAGGCGUCCGGGCGCUUCCUUACAUGGGCACCGCGGGGCCCCGCGCGGGGCGGUGCCGGGGGGGGCCGCGCCCGGCCCCCGCCAUGGACGACCUGGACGCGCUGCUGGCCGACCUGGAGACCACGAGCUGCCACCUGGGCCGACACCCGGUGCUGCUGCCCCAGGCGCCCGCCGGACCCCCGGACCCCCCCGCCGGGACCCCCGGGACCCCCGGGGACCCCCCCCGGCCCCCGCCGCCCCCCUGCGGCCCCGCGCCCAGCGGGGCCCCCCCGGCGGGGGGUGACACCGAGCAGCUCUACAGCACCGUGCACAAGGCCCGGCCCCCCCGCGGCCCCCCCCGGUCCCCGACGGCCCCCGGCCUGGGCGAGCUCGACCGGCUCCUGCGAGACCUCGACGUCACCCACUGCUCCAUCGCAGACGAGAUCCUGGCCCAGUUCCCGCCGCUGAAGGGCCCCGACGGGGAGAAGAAGGCGGAGGAGGAGGAGGAGGAGGCCGAAGACGGGGCGUCCCCGCCGCGACCCAGCACCCCGGGGCCCCCCCCGGCGCCGCCCUCGGCCUCCUCGGCCACCCAGGAGCUCGACCGCCUCAUGGCCUCCCUCUCCGACUUCCGCCUCCGCAGCACCCCGCCGCCGCAACAGCCGGCGCCCGGCAGCCUGGACUCCAUGCUGGUGCUGCUACAGUCGGACCUGAGCCGCCGCGGGGUGCCCACGGGGUCCAAGGGGGUCUGCGGCGCCUGCCGGAAGCCCAUCGCCGGGCAGGUGGUGACGGCCCUGGGGUGCGCGUGGCACCCCGAGCACUUCGUCUGCGCCCACUGCCAGCGGGCGCUGGGGGGCAGCACCUUCUUCGAGAAGGACGGGGCGCCCUACUGCGAGCGCGACUACUUCCAGCUCUUCGCGCCCCGCUGCGGCCAGUGCGCCCAGCCCAUCCUCGACAAAAUGGUGACGGCGCUGGACAAGAACUGGCACCCCGAGCACUUCUGCUGCGUCAAGUGCGGGCGGCCCUUCGGCGAGGAAGCCCCACGGCGUCCCCACGGCGUCCCCACGGCGGGUCCCCGCAGGCUUCCUGGAGAAGGACGGCCAGCAGUACUGCCGGCAGGACUUCGCCGAGCUCUUCGCCAGCCGCUGCCGGGGCUGCGGGCGGCCCAUCCUGGAGGGCUACGUGGCCGCCCUCGAGGGUCUCUGGCACCCCGAGUGCUUCGUCUGCGGGGAGUGCCUGGCGCCCUUCGCGGCGGGCACCUUCUUCGAGGCCGGGGGGCGGCCCUACUGCGAGCGGCACGCGGCCGGGGGCCGGGCCCAGGCGUGCCGGGGCUGCGGGGAGCCCAUCGCCGGCCGCUGCGUCACCGCCAUGGCCCAGCGCUUCCACCCCGAGCACUUCGUCUGCGCCUUCUGCCGCCGGCCCCUGGCCAAGGGGCCCUUCCAGGAGCAGGCGGGCAAGGCCUACUGCCAGCCCUGCUUCCGACGCCUCUUCGGGUGACGGGGCGCGGCGGGGCCCCACGCCGCCGUGGGGCGCCCCACGGAUCCCCCCCCCCCCCGCCGACCCGCCCCGGGACGUCCCAUGGAUCCUGCUUGCAACCUGCUUGGAGCCCGCUUGGGUUCGACGUGGUGGUUUGAGGGGGCUUCAUGCAUCGUGGUGGCACCAAGAAGAUGUCCUGACCCACAGCUCGGCCCCAUAGAGCCCCAUAGAGCCCCCCAUGACCUCCUGGGACGUCCCAUGGAUCCUGCUUGGAUUCGACAUGGUGGUUUGAGGGGGCUUCAUGCAUCGUGGUGGCACCAAGAAGAUGUCCUGACCCACGGCUCGGCCCCAUAGAGCCCCAUAGAGCCCCCCAUGACCUCCUGGGACGUCCCAUGGAUCCUGCUUGGAGCCCGCUUGGGUUCAACGUGGUGGUUUGAGGGGGCUUCAUGCAUCGUGGUGGCACCAAGAUGUCCUGACCCACGGCUUGGCCCCAUAGAGCCCCAUAGAGCCCCCCAACACCCUCCUGGGACGUCCCAUGGAUCCUGCUUGCAACCUGCUUGGAGCCUGCUUGGGUUCGACGUGGUGGUUUGAGGGGGCUUCAUGCAUCGUGGUGGCACCAAGAAGAUGUCCUGACCCACGGCUUGGCCCCAUAGAGCCCCAUAGAGCCCCCCAUGACCUCCUGGGACGUCCCAUGGAUCCUGCUUGGAGCCCGCUUGGGUUCGACGUGGUGGUUUGAGGGGGCUUCAUGCAUCGUGGUGGCACCAAGAAGAUGUCCUGACCCACGGCUUGGCCCCAUAGAGCCCCAUAGAGCCCCCCAUGACCUCCUGGGACGUCCCAUGGAGCCUGCUUGGAGCCUGCUUGGAGCCCGCUUGGGUUCGACGUGGUGGUUUGAGGGGGCUUCAUGCAUCGUGGUGGCACCAAGAAGAUGUCCUGACCCACAGCUUGGCCCCAUAGAGCCCCAUAGAGCCCCCCUGGGACGUCCCAUGGAUCCUGCUUGGAGCCUGCUUGGAGCCCGCUUGGAUUCAACAUGGUGGUUUGAGGGGGCUUCAUGCAUCGUGGUGGCACCAAGAAGAUGUCCUGACCCACGGCUUGGCCCCAUAGAGCCCCACGGAGCCCCCCAACACCCUCCUGGGACGUCCCAUGGAUCCUCCUUGCAGCCUGCUUGGGUUCGACAUGGUGGUUUGAGGAGGUUUCAUGCAUCGUGGUGGCACCAAGAAGAUGUCCUGACCCACGGCUCGGCCCCAUAGAGCCCCAUAGAGCCACCCAACACCCUCCUGGGACGUCCCAUGGAGCCUGCUUGGAGCCUGCUUGGAGCCCGCUUGGGUUCGACGUGGUGGUUUGAGGGGGCUUCAUGCAUCGUGGUGGCACCAAGAAGAUGUCCUGACCCACGGCUCGGUCCCAUAGAGCCCCAUAGAGCCCCCCUGGGACGUCCCAUGGAUCCUGCUUGGAGCCCGCUUGGAGCCCGCUUGGGUUCGACGUGGUGGUUUGAGGGGGCUUCAUGCAUCGUGGUGGCACCAAGAAGAUGUCCUGACCCACGGCUCGGCCCCAUAGAGCCCCAUAGAGCCCCCCAUGACCUCCUGGGACGUCCCAUGGAUCCUCCUUGCAACCUGCUUGGAGCCUGCUUGGAUUCGACGUGGUGGUUUGAGGGGGCUUCAUGCAUCGUGGUGGCACCAAGAAGAAGUCCUGACCCACGGCUCGGCCCCAUAGAGCCCCAUAGAGCCCCCCUGGGACGUCCCAUGGAUCCUGCUUGCAACCUGCUUGGAGCCCGCUUGGGUUCGACGUGCUGGUUUGAGGGGGCUUCAUGCAUCGUGGUGGCACCAAGAAGAUGUCCUGACCCACGGCUCAGCCCCAUAGAGCCCCAUAGAGCCCCCCCAUGACCUCCUGGGACGUCCCAUGGAUCCUGCUUGCAGCCCGCUUGGAUUCGACGUGGUGGUUUGAGGGGGCUUCAUGGCUCGUGGUGGCACCAAGAAGAUGUCCUGACCCACGGCUUGGCCCCAUAGAGCCCCAUAGAGCCCCCCAUGACCUCCUGGGACGUCCCAUGGAUCCUGCUUGCAGCCUGCUUGGAUUCAACAUGGUGGUUUGAGGGGGCUUCAUGCAUCGUGGUGGCACCAAGAAGAUGUCCUGACCCACGGCUCGGCCCCAUAGAGCCCCAUAGAGCCCCCCAACACCCUCCUGGGACGUCCCAUGGAUCCUCCUUGCAACCUACUUGGAGCCUACUAGGAUUCGACAUGGUGGUUUGAGGGGAUCUCAUGGCUCAUGGUGGCACCAAGGAGGCCUCCAGACCCACAGCUCGGCCCCAUAGAGCCCCAUAGAGCCCCCCAACACCCUCCUGGGACGUCCCAUGGAUCCUCCUUGCAACCUGCUUGGAGCCCGCUGGGGUUCGACGUGGUGGUUUGAGGGGGCUUCAUGCAUCAUGGUGGCACCAAGAAGAUAUCCUGACCCACAGCUUGGCCCCAUAGAGCCCCAUAGAGCCCCCAUGACCUCCUGGGACGUCCCAUGGAUCCUGCUUGCAGCCUGCUUGGAUUCGACAUGGUGGUUUGAGGGGGCUUCAUGCAUCGUGGUGGCACCAAGAUGUCGUGACCCACAGCUCGGCCCCAUAGAGCCCCACGGAGCCCCCCCAUGACCUCCUGGGACGUCCCAUGGAGCCUGCUUGGAGCCUACUUGGAGCCCGCUUGGAUUCACCGUGAUGGUUUGAGGGGAUCUCAUGGCUCGUGGUGGCACCAAGGAGGCCUCCAGACCCACAGCUCGGCCCCAUAGAGCCCCAUAGAGCCCCCCAACACCCUCCUGGGACGUCCCAUGGAUCCUGCUUGCAGCCUGCUUGGGUUCGACAUGGUGGUUUGAGGGGGCUUCAUGCAUCGUGGUGGCACCAAGAAGAUGUCCUGACCCACGGCUUGGCCCCAUAGAGCCCCAUAGAGCCCCCCAUGACCUCCUGGGACGUCCCAUGGAUCCUGCUUGCAGCCUGCUUGGAUUCAACAUGGUGGUUUGAGGGGGCUUCAUGCAUCGUGGUGGCACCAAGAAGAUGUCCUGACCCACGGCUCGGCCCCAUAGAGCCCCAUAGAGCCCCAUAGAGCCCCCCCAUGACCUCCUGGGACGUCCCAUGGAUCCUGCUUGGAGCCCCCAUGGAUCUCCCAUGAUGCUUUGUGGUGCCCCAUAGCCCAUGGGGGCACCAGGAGGUCCUGACCCACGGCUCAGCCCCACGGCAUUUCCCCCCAAGUGUGGGGCUGACCCAUGGAUUCCCCCCCCCAGGUCCCAUCCCGGCAGCUGCCCCACAGGGGCCGGGUCAGGCCGGGCUGGGGGAGCCCAAUGGGGCGCUGGGGGGGGUUACUGGGGGGCCCAGUGGGGCACUGGGGGGUUACUGGGGGGCACUGGGGGGCCCAGUGGGGCACUGGGAGGCUACUGGGGGGCACUGGGGGGCACUGGGGGCCCCCCGGGGUCGCACUUGCUCUUUGCUUGCACAGGCUGAAGAUUUUGUAUUUAUGGGGUUGGGGGAUCUGUGGG
Molecule: messenger RNA, 5034 nt
Organism: Dromaius novaehollandiae (emu)
Lineage: Eukaryota; Metazoa; Chordata; Aves; Casuariiformes; Dromaiidae
Gene: TGFB1I1
Product: transforming growth factor beta 1 induced transcript 1
Exons: 11
Coding region: 108-1694 (528 amino acids)
Biological process (GO): muscle structure development; actin cytoskeleton organization
Cellular component (GO): filamentous actin; stress fiber; adherens junction
Molecular function (GO): actin binding; muscle alpha-actinin binding
Source: RefSeq, a predicted model, not a curated record